Molecule: messenger RNA, 684 nt
Organism: Gilbertella persicaria
Lineage: Eukaryota; Fungi; Mucoromycota; Mucoromycetes; Mucorales; Choanephoraceae
Exons: 1
Coding region: 1-684 (227 amino acids)
Cellular component (GO): nucleus
Source: RefSeq, a predicted model, not a curated record
AUGACUCACUCCUCUUGUAGAAUCAAUUCACCUAGUCCAUAUUCAAGAUUGGAUAGCUAUGAUCAAAAACAAGAAUUAGAAAAUAAUUUUUGCAAGGAUUUUAGUUGCUGUGGACUACGGCUAAAGAACUUGCAUAUACUAUUGGAACACUAUGAAGAAUUCCACUCUUCUCAAAAGACAACUGAAGAAGAAGACAAGAGUUCUUUAUUGAUUCGUAGAACUGUUACACAAGAAACACAAACAAUUGAUUUAACUCAUCGUUGUCCACUUUUAAAAUAUCCUUUCACUAAAGAAGAAUUACCUGAUACUAAAUCAACGCCCAAUAGUAGUAGUAAUGAGGAUCAAACAGACAGACCUUAUCGUUGUCAAGUCAGUGACUGUGACAAGGCAUACAAGAAUGCAAAUGGACUGAAAUAUCAUCGACUACAUGGUCAUUGUACACCCAAUGAUGGUACAGAUUUAUUAGACAGCAAUAAACCCUAUGUUUGCUCACUAGAACAAUGUCAAAAACGAUACAAGAACCUAAAUGGUCUCAAGUACCAUAUGCGACAUACACAUGCCAUUCAAUUAGGUCCUACACCUACUUCUUGUAUAGAUAAAGAUGAAAGAGAGAGUGAAGAAGAAGAGGAAGAAAUACAUGGCAUUAAACGAAAGCUAUCUUGUGGAAGCUUUAAAGUUGUUUAG